This is a messenger RNA of Babesia sp. Xinjiang, 666 nucleotides long. It is a transcript of the gene ispF, whose product is annotated as 2-C-methyl-D-erythritol 2. NCBI's taxonomy places the organism in Eukaryota, Apicomplexa, Aconoidasida, Piroplasmida, Babesiidae. Gene Ontology annotation, biological process: terpenoid biosynthetic process. The transcript has a single exon. The record is from RefSeq and is a predicted model, not a curated record. Gene Ontology annotation, molecular function: 2-C-methyl-D-erythritol 2,4-cyclodiphosphate synthase activity. Bases 1 to 666 code for a protein of 221 amino acids.
AUGGAGUCUAUCAAACUAGUUCAUCUUUUGGCAAUAACCAUUCUUCAUGUAUUCGUACUCAAGUGUAUCGCGGCAGCGUGCUUCCCGUCAACACCGUACCCCAAAGUUGGCGCGGUAUUCAGCUUACGGCACACUGCACUUGGAUACUGUACAACGGAAAGGUUACGUCCCUGCAGAUACCGGGUAGGAAUUGGCUAUGAUAUACACCGGCUGGUUAAAUCUGGACAAGAGGGAAAACCAUUCAAACUCGGAGGGGUACUAAUUCCAGACUCUACAGUGAACGUAAUUGGACACAGUGAUGCUGAUGUUAUGCUACACGCGCUGGCUGAUGCUAUACUGGGAGCAGCAGGAUGUGGAGAUAUCGGAGAGCACUUCCCAGACAAAAAGGCCUCAUUAGCAAACAUGGAUUCGAAAAUAAUACUACAAUUGGCACUUCAAGAAGCAUACAAUGUGGGAUAUCAACCAAGAAAUGUUGAUAUUAUUGUUGUUAUCCAAAAUCCAAGACUGGGACGGGAACUCAAAAGGCAGAUAUGCGCUAGCUUAUCUAACCUACUGGGCUCAAACACAUUGGUUAGUGUAAAAGCCAAGACCAACGAAGGUCUAGAUGCCUUAGGUAGAGGAGAGGCUGUGGCAUGCCACGUAGUAAUACUGCUGGAACAUAUCUAA